Molecule: messenger RNA, 1789 nt
Organism: Cyprinodon tularosa
Lineage: Eukaryota; Metazoa; Chordata; Actinopteri; Cyprinodontiformes; Cyprinodontidae
Gene: hjv
Product: hemojuvelin BMP co-receptor
Exons: 4
Coding region: 216-1427 (403 amino acids)
Biological process (GO): BMP signaling pathway
Cellular component (GO): plasma membrane
Molecular function (GO): coreceptor activity
Source: RefSeq, a predicted model, not a curated record
UGAGGAUUUAUUUAGACGUCCAAACCUCGCAGUCAGCUGUGAAGCAACACGAGGCUCAGGCAGGACCUGCUGGGACCUGAAGGACCUGCAGAUCCCACCACCCGUCCAGACGAGAAGGUUGCUGCGUUUUCCUCUGGCUGAACGUUCCUCCAAACCACCGGAGCUGAUGGAAGGACUCUGAUCCACGAUCGGCUGGAGACUGCUGCUCACCACUGAUGGAGAUACGGGUCACGCUGUUACCAUGGAAACACUGCAUCCAACUGACCCUGCUGCUGGUUCAGCUGAGCUUACCUGAAGCUGGAGCUUCCUGUCGGAUCCUUCGCUGCAACUCUGAGUUUGUUGCUGCAACGGUCCACCUGAGCAGCAGCGGUGCAGAAGCUCUUGGCAAGGACUCAGCAAACUCAGCCUACUGCAGUGCCCUGCGCUCCUACAGCAUGUGCACCAAGAGGAUGGCGCGACCAUGUCGAGGAGACCUAGCUUACCACUCUGCAGUUCAGGGUAUUGAGGACCUGCUCAUCCAGCACCGCUGCCCCCGAGCGGGGCCAACAGCCCAGCCUCGGCCCCAGGCACAGGGCACGGUGUCCGGAGACACCUGCCUCUAUGAGAAGAACCACUUCCGCAGGGAGGGCCAGAUGCCAGAGUACCUGUACUGCAGUAUCUUCGGAGAUCCACAUAUUCGAACAUUUAAUAAUGACUUCCAGACGUGUGCUGUGUCGGGGGCGUGGCCUCUCAUAGACAAUGACUACCUGUAUGUACAGGUCACCAGCUUGCCAGCUAAGGAUGGGAUGUUCUCUACAGUCAUCACUAAGAUUACCGUCAUCUUUAAGAGCUGGCGUCAGUGCACCGACCAGCAGCUGUACCAGGCAGAGCUGGACAACGUUCCCGCUGCUUUCGCAGACGGCUCAGUGUGGAGCGCUGAGCGCCGCGGUGUCCGCAUCCUGACGGUGAGAACCGACAGUCCCGGGUGGCACGCCGAGAUCCAAGCAGCUUACAUCGGCACGCUGAUGGUGAUCCGACACAGUGGCCGUUCACUCAGCCUGUCGAUCCGCUCGCCCCGCGGCAUCGUGGAGGCCUUCGACCCAGAUCACGACCUGCAGCUCUGCAUGUGGGGCUGCCCCGCCUCCCAGAGGGUGAACACCCUCCACCCCCCAGCGCUGGAUUCUCUAGCAGCAGCCGCUAUUAGAGCGGAGGCUCAUUGUGCUGCGCUCCUUCCUACUCAAGACAUCUACUAUCACGCAUGCGUGUUUGACCUGAUCUCCAGUGGAGACCUGAACUCCAGUAGAGCCGCGGUCAGUGCACUGCAGGACGCCCGAAACAUGAUCAGCAACAGGCAGGGCGUCCACCUACUUCCUGUUGCGGCUGCAGGACAAACGCAACUGAAGAUCCUGCUGCUGCUAGGCAUGCUGGGAAUUCAAGGCGGGGCCUGAAUGGACCUGGAUCUUUUAUGAAACACAACCUGCAACUGAGCUGAGAAAAAUGGGAUGAUUUCAUCACAGUGAGAGAGGUGAAGAGUUGCUAGGAGGUGAAUAAGAGGAAAAGUUACGCAUUUUUCCAGCUUUAGGCAAAACGUAAACAUCCCUGGAGCUGCAACAGGAAACCUCCUCUGGGGAGUCGCUCAUCUGCUGCACAUCAAGAUGAUUUACUGUUUAAUGGUUGGGCGGAGGGUGGGGGGGGCAAAGGAUCCGUAUUUAUUACUGAUUCAUCAUUAAAAAGUCAUGUUAUUCUUAGUCUGUCAUAAGUCAUUACUUCCAGUAACACGUGUUAUUCUUCCUCCCUCCUCUGGGUAUGU